Messenger RNA from Trypanosoma theileri, 1542 nucleotides. Its product is annotated as mitochondrial processing peptide beta subunit. NCBI's taxonomy places the organism in Eukaryota, Euglenozoa, Kinetoplastea, Trypanosomatida, Trypanosomatidae. Gene Ontology annotation, cellular component: mitochondrion. Gene Ontology annotation, biological process: proteolysis. The record is from RefSeq and is a predicted model, not a curated record. The transcript has a single exon. The coding region runs from base 1 to 1542 and encodes 513 amino acids. Gene Ontology annotation, molecular function: metal ion binding; metalloendopeptidase activity.
AUGCUCCGUUCCACGCUUCGUCGCUUUAUUCCAGCUGUGAACUGCACCAUGCAGGAUCCACUCUGUGCUGCGGCGCUUGCACACUGCACGCCUAUUGUGUACUCCGCACUGCCGAAUGGCUGCCGAGUGGCGACGGAGUACUUCCCACACUGUCAGUUCGCCACUGUGGGUGUGUGGAUUGAUGCGGGAAGCCGCUUUGAGGAUGUGCACAACAACGGCGUUGCCCACUUUCUUGAACAUAUGAACUUCAAAGGCACCGCACGUUACUCCAAGCGGGCGGUGGAGGAUCUCUUUGAGCAUAGCGGUGCCCACUUCAACGCAUACACUUCCCGCGACCGCACGGCGUAUUACGUGAAGGCUUUUACGAAUGAUGUGCCGCAGAUGAUGGAUGUUGUUGCGGAUCUUCUCAAGAAUGGCCGCUACGACCCCCGCGAUGUGGAACUUGAGCGGCCAACAAUUCUGGCGGAGAUGCGGGAGGUGGAGGAACUUGUGGAUGAGGUGUUGAUGGACAACCUCCACCAGGCCGCCUACGACCCAGCGAGCAGCGGGCUUCCACUCACUAUACUUGGCCCUGUAGACAAUAUUGCAAAACACAUUAAUCGAGAUAUGAUUCGGGAGUUUGUGCGGGUACAUUAUACCGGUCCACGCAUGUGCUUUGUGUGUUCUGGUGGCAUUCACCCAAAUGAGGCCCAUAAACUCGCGGAGAGAUUCUUUGGUGAUCUCCCGGCGACGAAUAACCGACCACCCCUUCAGGCUCUCUACCGCGGUGGACACACAGUGAUGUGGAAUGAGCAGAUGGCAACUGCCAACACCGCCGUAGCAUACCCUAUAUGUGGGGCUUCCCAUCCUGACAGCUACGCAUUACAAUUAGUGCAUAAUGUUAUUGGACAAUUUCGAGAGGGACAAUACGAUCAAUUCGCAUAUCAACGUCGUAAUAUAAAGCUUCCUUGGGAAAAAUUACCAAAUAUUGUGCAAAUGCGACCAUUUUACACACCGUAUGAAGAAACUAGUCUGCUUGGUUAUCAACUCAUUACGGCACGUAUUCCACCUACUGAAGCAAACGUUUCUCAAUGGGAUGAAAGUCAAAAUGUGUUACUGGAUUAUCUGUUGUGUACAUUCAACGAGUUGGCAACUAGUCCUGUGGAUAAGAAAUUGCUUGAGGAGGCCAAGAGUGAGUUUAAAGCCUCUAUUAUGAUGAUACGAGAUAGCACAACUAACAGUGCCGAAGACUUGGGUCGACAGAUGAUUCAUUUUGGUAGACGUGUACCUAUUCAAGAGGUUUUUGAGCGUGUUGAUGCAGUGACUCCUACUUUGUUUCGCGAUACACUAGCAAAGUAUAUUAACUCUACGGUGCCGACAGUGUCCUACAUAGGCUCGGCAAGUGCAGUUCCUAGGUUUGACGCAGUUACACAAAUGUCCCGGCGAGUUGGUGGAGAAGGAUUAGGGGCGGAUGAGGUUAAAAUUCACAACAACAACAACAAAAACAUGGAUGAUAAUUGCAAUAGUAAUAUAGGGAUUGGAAAGAAGCGAGAAAGAGAGUAA